AUGAGUCUCUCACGGCACGGGCCUCAGUAUUGUGUGCGGUUUUGGGCAGCACAAUACACGAAAAACAUUGAACUAUUGGAGAGAGCCCGAAAGAGGGCAACGAAGAUGGAGAAGGGCCUUGAGGGGAAGGAGCCCCGUGCCCGCAGGCAGAAGGAGGAGUGCUGGCCGAGCCCUCACGGGGCCGGGGUGCGGGGGGAUGCGGGACGGGAGCCCGGAGCCUCCAGCCCCCGUGGCCGCCGCGCCGCUGGGGGCUCUCGGGGCAUCGCUGUGGCCUCGUCGUGCGGCGCCUUUCGGCACCGGCGCGGUCCGAUGUGCUUGGGGAAUGCCCGCAACAUCAUCUGCCGCUUGCAGGGAGUGUUUUUCAUCAGUAGAAAACGCUCCGGCAGUGUAGCUUGUACACUACAAUUUAAACCAUUGGAUUACCCAGUUAAUGCCCAAACUGGGUCUGGUAUUUUCACAUACAUUGUUAAUUUACUCUAUAACCGAGAAAAUAACUUUGCUAGAAUUGCUUUUUCUUUUUCAGACCACGACAGUGACGAUGAUUCCUACGAAGUGCUGGAUUUAACAGAAUAUGCUCGACGUCACCAUUGGUGGAAUCGCCUGUUUGGCCGGAAUUCAGGACCAAUUGUUGAAAAAUACUCUGUAGCCACACAAAUUGUGAUGGGAGGUCUGACUGGCUGGUGUGCGGGAUUUUUGUUCCAGAAAGUCGGAAAGCUUGCAGCAACUGCAGUAGGUGGUGGCUUUCUUCUGCUUCAAAUUGCUAGUCAUAGUGGAUAUGUACAAGUUGACUGGAAGAGAGUUGAAAAAGAUGUAAACAAAGCAAAAAAACAGUUAAAAAAGCGUGCAAACAAGGCAGCUCCUGAAAUCAACACUCUAAUUGAAGAGUCCACAGAAUUUAUCAAGCAGAACAUCGUGGUGUCCAGUGGGUUUGUUGGAGGCUUUUUGUUGGGUCUGGCAUCGUAAGGACCCGAACGUCUCUUCCUGAUGGGAUCCACGUCAGCCAAGAUCAGUAGCGGUGACACGCUGUCUGCAAGCAGUGUGGGUCACUGGGCCUGCCAGAGAACACAAGUGGACUAGCUAGGCAACUUGGAAGCUUUUACAUUUCAGGCUUUUGCCUCCUGAAGCUUGGCAAAACUAGGAUUUGCUGAAAAACUGUGCAGUGUGCUCAUUUUAUAGCAUUUCUGGGCAAAACUGGUUCAUCAUCACCAUGACCCUUUGUAUCUCUGGCCUUUCAAGAGCUAGCAUUUUUUAAAAUGUUAUUCUUGGAAUAUAGCUAUGUAGCCAUACUAUAAGAAUGAAAGCUCCAUUUCUAUGUUUUCAGUUAAAUACUGUUUAUUUAAAAAGUAUUUUUCUUCAUGCUGUAGUAGGUAGUAUCAAUGACUACAUACUGUAUAUGAUGUUGUAGUUUCAGCCUCCUGGCUGGCCAUCCUCUUUAGAAGUCACUGCAAUAAUCUGUAAUACCUUUUUACAGAGUAUUAAAUAACAGAGAAUCAUGGGCUUAUUAAAGGUGAAAAUUAACUUA
Molecule: messenger RNA, 1522 nt
Organism: Ficedula albicollis (Collared flycatcher)
Lineage: Eukaryota; Metazoa; Chordata; Aves; Passeriformes; Muscicapidae
Gene: FUNDC1
Product: FUN14 domain containing 1
Exons: 6
Coding region: 1-963 (320 amino acids)
Biological process (GO): autophagy of mitochondrion
Cellular component (GO): mitochondrial outer membrane
Source: RefSeq, a predicted model, not a curated record